Molecule: messenger RNA, 5707 nt
Organism: Pelobates cultripes (western spadefoot toad)
Lineage: Eukaryota; Metazoa; Chordata; Amphibia; Anura; Pelobatidae
Source: the annotation of a GenBank genome assembly
GAAAGAUCACGUGGACACCGAAGCUCUAUCGGGCUUUACAAUGCAACGAUUGGCCAGCGCCCUUUGAGCGUCACUGCCAUUAGCGUGCUGAUUGGGUGGCUGUUGGACCUGUCAAUAACGGGCAAGAUGGCGGCCGCAGCAGUGCGGAACCUCGGGUCAAAGCUGAGCAAAAAUGUGAAGGAAAUCAGGAUCCACCUGUGCCAGAAAUCGGCAGCCAGCCAAGGCACCAGGUAUGGGCGAGCUGAGCGGACAGACCGACAGAGCCCGGGCUGGGACUGUGAGAACUAAUACAGCCUCCAGGGUCACCUUCCCUGCAGCCUGACAUUGCUCUAUCCAUCAUUGAAUGGGCACUGAUAGUCAAUACAGAGACACAGCCCCACGGGCUACACCCUCACUGGCACAGCUACCUCAUUCCAGGGCUCUGGUUAAAGGGACACUAUAGUCACCUGAACAACUUUAGCUUAAUGAAGCAGUUUUGGUGUAUAGAACAUUCCCCUGCAGCCUCACUGCUCAAUCCUCUGCCAUUUAGGAGUUAAAUCCCUUUGUUUAUGAACCCAAGUCACACCUCCCUGCAUGUGACUUGCACAGCCUUCCAUAAACACUUCCUGUAAAGUCAUCUAAUGUUUACACUUCCCUUUAUUACAAAUUUAAUUUAGAAUGCAGAGCAGGAGAUACAAACUUUUAACGUAAGUUAACAUCUGUUUGAAAGGAAAACCACAUUUUUUUUCUUGCAGGCUGUGAGUCACAGCCAGGGGCUGAAUAAACAGAAACGCUAUAUACACUAUAACUGAUUCAAUGGCUAGAUAUCCGCUUAUGGGCAGGGCCCUCUUUACCUUUUGUAUAUUGUACGUUCUCCAUUAAUCGCAAAGCGCUGUGGAAUUUGUUGGCGCUAAUAAAUACCAGUAAUAAAUUCCAGUAAUAAUUGUUUUGGUGACUAUAGUGGUCCUUUAACAUGUCACCCUCCCCAUAAAAUAUUUUAUAAAGAUAUAAUCUUUUUGAAAUACUCAUAUUGACUGUGUUGGAAUUUCACCCAGUGACAGCUGCAUGGAAACUAGUUUUUUAUUUUUCUGCUCCUUAAAAGGACACAGUAGACACCAGAACAACUACAGCUUAUUUGGUUGUUCUGGUAAGUAUAAUCAUUCCCUUCAGACUUUUUACAGUAAACACUGUCCUUUCAGAAAAAAGGCAGUGUUUACACCAAAGCCUAGGGAUACCUCCACUCGCCACUCCUCGGAUGGCUGCUAGAGGUGCUUCACGGGGCAGUGCUGUACUGACAUUUACUGAACUUUCAUCAUAGAGAUGCAUUGAUUCAAUGCAUCUUUAUGAUGAGCUGCUGAUUGACCUGGGCUGUGUUUGACUUGUGCUGGCUCUGCCCCGAUCUGCUUCCUUGGCAAUCUUAGCCAAUCCAAUGCUUUCCCGGCAAUCUUUCCCAUGGGCAGCUUUGUGAUUGGUGGAGAUCAACACUUCUGAUGAGGUCAGCAAAGCAGGCAGAUCAGGUGCAGAACUAGCAGCAGCUAGGAUACACUAUUUAGGGUGGAGAGAGGGUGUUUUGAACACUAUAGUGUCAGGAAUACAUGUUUGUGAUCCAGACCCUAUAGUGUUCCUUUAAGCUUCAGUGGGCGAGAGUACAGCAGUGCAGUCUAUAGAGGAUCCCGCAAGACCUGAACACUCACACUGUCAGGAGCAGAAGAGGAUGGAGGCACUCGCAAGGGCCAGAUUCAGGUAAGUAAAACUCAGCUGUGUCUGCAGGCCACUGGACUCCCAGCGAUAUGUCACAGUCCUCUUUUAAGUUACUUUAUUUAUGCAGCCCUACCCAUAACUUCUACACACACACACAGAACAUACGCUGAAACAUAAAAUGCACACUACUAUAGACACAGUCAUAUAAAUUAGCUCACACAGAUACACACUCUGACACAAAACAUUAAAAUGUUCUUUUUAGCCACACUUCUGUUUUCUUACUGUUACUGCAAGGGGUGGCAUCCCUGUACUUCAAACUUCCAGAGAACCGUGCUGCUUAGGAGUGAGGGUCAAAGGCAAUAAAAUGAGCCAGUUGAAGUUCCGUAAUGCAGUCCUGUUAGGUGAAUUAUUUGUCACUCUUUGACUGAACCGCAAGACUCAGAGUGCCCCUUUUAGUUGCAGUGCACUCUCUCCUGUCCCAUUUCAAAGCAUUCAUGCAGGCACAGUCUGCAACUGGAAUGAAGGAUAUAAAUUUGCCUUCCUAAAUAAUGCAAACUGUUUUAGUCUGGAUAGAGGUAACAUGCUGCCCCUUGCCAGGUGACAUCUAGGCCAUUUGUGGGCUGGCUUGCUUUGAUCACAGGUAACAUUAUGUAUCAGUAGUUGGGAUGUGCACCAUCUAUGCAACUUCCAUAACUGAAAAUCUUGAUACUCAAAUCCCAUAAUCUCCUGCUCAAUUCCUACCAUUCUAGUAGAUUCGUACUAGCCAGUAUUUUCCAUUUAAAUAAAUCGUCAAGAACACUCACCAACUGAAUGUAAGCUAGAUUUCACUUCCAUUUGCUCCUGAUAAUAAAUUUCAGAUGGCAAUACACUGUAUAUGUGCAAGUUGGGUAGGGCAUUUUUUUUUUUACAUUUAUGCCAGAGGGAGACAGGUUGGUUUACUAUCAGGGUUAUUUACAGAAGUGAGAAUUGUUGUGAAUUCAAAGGGCAUUUCAAAAGUUAAAGUAGUUGUACUGAAAACAUUCUCCAAUUUAGUUAAGCUCCCAGUUCUGAUUCACAAUGAGGCUCUCUACCUCUGUGAUCUCAACCAUUCCACUGCUUCUUCAAAAGUAAGCAUUGAGAGACUAAUGUGCAUGCUGUUUACCAGCUACACAAGGUAGUAAAAAGAAUUCAGAUGACAGUGUACAAGAUUAAGUAAUUAGGAAAUGAAGAAUAUGCAUUAUACAUACUGCAUGGCACACCUUUUCAUAAAUGACAGAAUUAUGUGUCCCUGAAAACAUGGUGGAUUAUGGGGACACUAAGCAGCAAAACAGUUUUGACUUAAAAGUGGUUUUGGUGUACAGACCAUGCCUUUGCAGAGUCAUUGCUCAAUUCUUGCCAUUUUAGAGUUAAAACACUUUGGUUAUGCUCUUCUAGCCGCACCCCUCCUGCUUGUAACCACGAGCGGCUCUCUGUUUAGGCGGCUGCCUAAGGCCUCGCAGCUGCCUAACCCGCCUGAGGGCAAACUGUGUUGGGUCCUCGGUCAGUGACAGAGAACCCGACACCAGGAGGGGCUUGGCGGCUUGCUCAGUAUGCCGUCAGGUGCUAGACCUCUCCUGGCUGCCUGGCCAGCCAUCAGAGACACCGGUCUGCAGACCAUGUGUCUCACCAAGAACUGGCCAAUCAGUGUUGCCAUGGGUUACCACGGAAACACUGACGGUUCUCGCAAGAUUCAUGGUCUGUAACUCUGCGGAGCUGCAGUAAUGCCCACCAGGGAAUAAAAAGUUAUUUCGUAGUAGUAACCUCCCUCACAAUCACCCUCCACCUCUCAAUAUCACCCCCCCCCCUCAUGUUUGUGUUCCUAACCACAUAGUGUUCCUUUGAUGGGUAUUUACUUUACAUUUGUCAUUAAAAUAAGAAUCUUGAAUUUCUGUUUUCUCCUUUUUAGAGAUUUUAUUGAAAAGCAUUAUGUAGAACUUAAGAAAGCCAACCCAGAGUUUCCGAUCUUGAUCAGAGAAUGUUCUGGUGUACAACCCAAAUUAUGGGCAAGAUAUGGUAAGUGUGUGUUUUAUUUUUUCUUCCUUCGUGGAGCUUUUACUAAAAGCCUGCCCUUGGGCUACACUUUGGCACUGUAGCUUUAAAGUACACUCCAAGCACCACAACCACUUCAGUUUACCAAGGUGCAGGGUGGUGUUAUGCAGCUUUACAAAAACAGUGAAAUCUGUACACAGAGUAAGUGAAUUUAAGAUGGAAGAAGAGCUGUACUUGGGGCAGUACAUUCCUUCCUGCUCGCUUUUUGUGCAUAGUGAACAGCAUUGUAUACCAAAAUUACUUUACUCCCAGCAACCUCUGCCUGCUUGAUGUGAAUAUGCAUAAGGAUUACUGAAAGUAACAGCCCUAGGCAGUCAGUGUUCAUCAUGUACACCAGGCUGCCUUCCACCUCCCACCAUUCACACAUGCGGCUCUCUGUGUAAGGAGAAAGAGGGGUAUGUGAGGUCAUCUCCAAUACCGGUCUCUAAUGCUUAACACAUAGCACUGACUAAACAGUUGAGGAAGAGACGUCUCACAUAAUGGCGGCCUAAUGUCUAUGUAUUUCCAAUGGCAUACUGUAAUCACGCAAUUUCCUUUGGCAGCAGACAUGCGUGCUCAGUUGUCACUACAUGGAGGGAUGCGAGCAAGAGAACAUGCAUUCGCAGGCUAGAGGUUUUUGCACUAGUACCCUAAUGGUUCCAUUCUGGAGACUAUCAGUGUGGUACAUGUCUGAGGUUUGAUGUCAUUGAUUGCAGUACAUAAGCUAGGAGGUAUUUAUAGAAUGAGGGAGGUGGGAGAGAUGAGGUAGGGUUAAGAUGCAAAGUGCUGCAAAAAAGGUCUUGCAUAAUCUAUGGAAAGAAUUACAGCUAAUUUGGUUAAGGUAUAAAAUGCAUAAAUUUAGUGUGUAACAACUGUAUAUUGCACUUGGCUGCACAUACACAUAUAGAAACAAAUAAUUGUUUUGCUUGUUGUUUUUAUGUCUGCAUUGGCCAGCUAAUUUACAUUUCUUUAAUUUACAUAUUAGUAUUCUUUUUUUACAUUUAACUUUUUUUCCCUGCAGAUUUUGGAAAAGAAGUAAAUGUACCACUCAGUAAUCUAAAUUCCGACCAAGUUGCAAAAGCCCUGGAAUCUGUUGCGAACCGUAAACCAUGAAGACAGAUCUUUUUGUUGGACAUUGUUGCACGAUGUGUGAAAAGUGCAGAAAUCUGGAAUCUUCCAUCUUUGAAAAGGAGCAUCUUUUGACUAAAUUGUUCAUCCUUCUCUACCCGAUACGCUAAAUAAAACCAUGGUGGAGUCUCGGCAUUUGUUCACUUUAUUUUAUUAGAAAAAUAUAAACUCUGUCUUAUUCAACAAACGGUAAUAAAAAAUGUCUGGUCAGUGUUCCUUCAUUGUUCAGUCUUCUACAUUAAUAAGUUUUAUUCCAUAGUUGAUUUAUUACUGUCUUCAUUCACCUAGAAUUAGAAACAGGGAAGUAUAAGUAAGUUGUCAUUUUUUUUGUGAUAGAAUAACCUAUCAGUGAAACUUCCAAAAAUAUACGUUUAGUUUGUGUCCCCACGUGUGGAACUGCUGUGCCUUUUUGCACUAAUUAGUGGUCUUUAGAAAGUGCCACUGAUACCAGUGGGAUGGAUAAUGUGCAUACAUGGCAUAUGUACCCAACAUGCGAUACUGUGCCUAUGACCAUACCCACCCAAUGCCUAACAGGUGCUUGAAACCUUUCCAAAUAUAUACAUACGGUCUCAUAGGAUUGUCUAUUGACCUAUGUUUUACUCUCAUGCAGCAUAAGUACAGUAGUGGCACAGAAACUAGAUAAUGGCACUUUUGAGGGAUUUACUUAAAUAUAUAUCUACCAUUAGUUUCACCCAUAGGAGUCUCCAAAAAUGAAAAUAUUUAAUAAAAAUGUACACAUGACAUCGCUUGGAAGAAAUGUCAUUUACAUGCAUUAAAAGCAUGUGCUCAACCAACCUGCAGAAAUAUUACUUUCCUACACUUAAAUGUAAAUACAAGUGAGAAUGGAAUUUAA